Messenger RNA from Fusarium odoratissimum NRRL 54006, 303 nucleotides. RefSeq lists its product as uncharacterized. The transcript has a single exon. NCBI's taxonomy places the organism in Eukaryota, Fungi, Ascomycota, Sordariomycetes, Hypocreales, Nectriaceae. The record is from RefSeq and is a predicted model, not a curated record. The coding region runs from base 1 to 303 and encodes 100 amino acids.
AUGAAACGAAACUAUAGACACUCAUAUUACCAAACCUGUACCACCUCUUUUCGCUCUCCCAACCGACAUAUUCUUUGGCAUAGCAUUCAGCAUCACGACCGGGAAGCGCAUUUAGACUUUUUAGGGGGGACCAACCCAACUCCCAGGGACAUUUUGAUUCAGGCGUUUUUGUUUUUUCCUAGUACCUCUCUUCUGCAUUUGGGAUACCCCCCAUGUUGGAUCACUUGGCUGGUAGCCAAGAUUUGUGGUUUAGAGCGGGACUGCUUUUACGGGCAAUCUCCUUGUGGAAUAAAGGAGAGUUGA